Molecule: messenger RNA, 1590 nt
Organism: Anarrhichthys ocellatus (wolf-eel)
Lineage: Eukaryota; Metazoa; Chordata; Actinopteri; Perciformes; Anarhichadidae
Product: tissue factor-like
Exons: 7
Coding region: 143-985 (280 amino acids)
Biological process (GO): blood coagulation; cytokine-mediated signaling pathway
Cellular component (GO): plasma membrane
Molecular function (GO): protein binding; cytokine receptor activity
Source: RefSeq, a predicted model, not a curated record
CUCUGUACUGUUGACCGGAAACAACAGUCAGCCUGAGCAGCUUAAACCAAGAGCACAUCUUACCUACAGCUACUUCUCCUGGGUUCAGGUAGCUCUCACAAGAUCAAGCAUUGAUAGAGAAAGGAUUUUGGGUUGUGGUAACAUGGCAUCUCUCAAAACGGUGCUUUAUCUGGGAGUCUGGCUGUCUGCUUGGAUCAUCACUACUGCAGAUGAGAACUUUGUGCCUAAAGCGGAGAAUGUACGUUGGGUGUCUCUGGACUUUAAAACCAUCCUCGUCUGGACUACUAACGCUUCUGAUUACAAAUACACUGUCUCGUACCAUAGUGAGGAGCCUGAAUGGAGUCAGAGUCCCGACUGCAUCCGAAUGUCACAUUCAGAAUGUGAUCUGACCGACCACCUCCGACCUUUGGACAGGACCUACACUGUCCAGAUCAAAACCGAGCCUGUGACCGUGGACUAUGACUAUGACCUGGAGGACUUCCCUCACAGUCCUUGCCCUCCCUUCAACCCCUAUAGAGAGACGAACAUCAGCGCAGUGAAUUUCACCGUGGAAGUCGUGGAUGAGAGCAGAGUAAUGGUCAACAUCACAGAUCCUCUGAGCGGUGUUCAUGAGCUUGGGAAGCAGCUCAGCCUCAGAGACGUUUUCAAGAAAGACCUCAAGUAUAAGAUCAGCUACUACAAGUCUGGAAGCACAGGCAAGAGAGACAUCAUAUCUAACUCCAGUACAGCAGAGGUGUCAAAGCUGAAUGCGGGACAGAGUUACUGCUUCAUGGUUGCAGCUUUCAUCCCCUCCAGACCCAAAAGCUCCCAGCAAGGAGCCUGGAGCAUCCAGUGGUGCACACCCGGAGACGAGCUGAGUCUGGCAGCGUGGGUCGGUGCAGUCUUCAUCCUGCUCACAGUCCUCGUCAUCAUCGUUACGGUGACCGUCCUCUGCUGCAAAUGCUGCCGUCAAAAAAACACGUCUCAGUCAUCGGCACCUGUUUAGUGCGUGUGUGUGUGUGUGUGUGUCUUACAAACACAGGGAGCUGGUCUCUCUCCUCUCUGUUUCUAAAAAAAACACGGUUCUACAUCGCUAUGCUCUUUGAUUACGGUGAAUUGUCGUCAUUAUUUUUCUAUUUCAUAUUUUGAUUUACAUUAAGAUGAACAUGUUCAGCUUGCUAUGACAGUGUAAGGCACACUGCAUUAUGAGCAAACAAAUGUGAACAACUGUGCAUUUCUUGUAUUCAUCCCAUGUGUGUGAACGACCUAUGUGGACUAAUGAUCAUCAGUACAUCAAGAAUCAAGUACAGCUUCAUUUUAGUUGAUCAAAUGCCACAGCAACAGUUCCAACUGGAAGAAUGAUCUAAUUAAGAUAAUUUCGAAUGUGAUUUGUGUACCUGUUACAUUGUAUGACUAAAUGUAUAACAUUCCCUCAACUUCCAAAUCUUACCUUAUCUUCUUUUAACCCGUCAUGUCAAUCCAGGUGACUGUUUCUACUCAACAUAUUUUUCACAAUUUAUUCUUUCAUUAAAAUGUCCCUUAAAAGUUCUGUCAGGAACAAAAAGAAUGAACCACCAGUGGCAGCUGCUCAAUAGAGGGCGCUAGGUCACC